AUGCACAACGUUUCUUCAAUCCACAUCGACCUCCACCUCAGCGAAGCUAAGGAUGUGACCUAUUCUCGCACUCUAUUCGGAAAGGAGAUGCGGAAGCUCUUCACCUUUGACCCUGAGUACAGGAACCUGAACCAUGGCUCAUAUGGCUGCUAUCCUCGCGCAAUCCGGGAGGUAGCCAACCACUUCAAGGACCAGAAGGAGAGCCGCCCCGAUCCCUUCGUCCGCUACGCCUACAAUGACUAUCUGGACAAGUCCCGCGCCGCCGUUGCUGCCCUUGUCAACGCCCCAGUAGACAACUGCGUCUUCGUCCCCAACGCAACCACGGCAGUCAACACUGUUCUCCGUAACAUCCCUUGGAACAAAGAUGGCAAAGAUGAGAUCCUGAGCUUCAGCACCAUAUACGGUGCUUGCAACAAGACCAUCGCCUAUAUUAGUGACUCCACUGGCCUUGUUUCCAACCGCGCCAUCACGACGGAGUAUCCAAUCUCUAAUGCCGACUACGUUUCUCUUUUCCGCGAGGCCAUUGCCGCCUCCCGUGCAGAGGGCAAGAACCCCCGUGUGGCCUUCUUUGACACCAUCGCCUCCAUGCCUGGUGUCCGCAUCCCCUUCGAGGCCCUGACCGCAGUCUGCAAGGAAGAAGGCGUUCUCAGUUUGAUUGACGGAGCCCACGGCAUCGGCCAGAUCCCACUGGACUUCGCCACGCUCGAUCCCGAUUUCUUCGUCUCAAACUGCCACAAAUGGCUCUUUACCCCGCGCGGAUGUGCCGUCUUCAUCGUCGCCGAGCGCAACCAGCACAUCAUCCGCUCCACGCUGCCAACAUCGGAAUCCUACCUCCCUAAGGGCGUGCCCGAGAAACCAUCACCUACUGGCAACCCGCAUUUUGUUGCGAUGUACGAGUGGGUCGGCACCCAGGAUAAUGAGCAGUACCUCUGCGUCCCCGAGGCCAUCAAGUGGCGCGAGCAGGUCUGCGGAGGUGAGAAGGCAAUCUACGAGUAUAACAACAGUCUUCUGCGAAAGGCGACGAAGCUCAUGGUGUCUGAGCUCGGUACCGAGGCGCUUGAGAAUGAAGAGGGAACGUUGAUGGAUUGCACCAUGUCGUUUGUCCGGCUGCCGCUCAAUCUUGAGAAAGACGGUGGGACUGUGAAGUCUGCUGACUUUGGUACUAUCCUCACGUAUCUGGGGCAGACAAUGGCGACGGAGUACCAGUCUUAUGUUGCGACUAGUAUCUUCCAGGGCGGGAUCUGGUGCCGAUUGAGCGCGCAGGUUUAUCUGGAUGAAAACGAUUUUGUGUUUGCUGCGAAGAUGUUGAAGGAUGUGUGCGAGAAGGUUAACAAGGGAGAAUACUUGGCUAAGGAUGCCGAGUCUGUCGCAAAGGCUUAG
Molecule: messenger RNA, 1380 nt
Organism: Pseudogymnoascus destructans
Lineage: Eukaryota; Fungi; Ascomycota; Leotiomycetes; Thelebolales; Thelebolaceae
Exons: 2
Coding region: 1-1380 (459 amino acids)
Source: RefSeq, a predicted model, not a curated record